This is a messenger RNA of Verticillium alfalfae VaMs.102, 855 nucleotides long. Its product is annotated as thiamine-repressible acid phosphatase pho4. Lineage: Eukaryota; Fungi; Ascomycota; Sordariomycetes; Glomerellales; Plectosphaerellaceae. The transcript is spliced from 3 exons. The coding region runs from base 1 to 855 and encodes 284 amino acids. The record is from RefSeq and is a predicted model, not a curated record. Gene Ontology annotation, molecular function: acid phosphatase activity. Gene Ontology annotation, cellular component: fungal-type cell wall.
AUGAGCUUCUUCGCCCCCGUUCUCGCCAUCCUGGCUCUUACCGGCGUCGCCCGCGCAGCGGCCGGUGCGUCGCUUGACCCUAUCGCCCAGCUCAGCAAGACGGGCUACAAGGAGCUCUACGACAUGGGCUACACGCUACGCACGCGCUACCCGGAUCUCUACGAGGAGGGCGACGAGUUCUUCGUCUGGGCGAACAACUACACGCGCGUCCUGCAGACGGCGCAGCUGUUCGUUCGCGGCUACCUCGGCCCCAACUCGACCCUUCUCGGCAACGUCGUCUCCGUCACCGGCCGUGGCGUGCCCGCUCACCUCGGCGACACGCUCGCGCCCUCGGACAUGUGCCCGACCUUCAAGGACGACAGCAGCAAGCAGACGAACGCGUGGCGCGCCCUCUGGCUGCCGCCCUUCAUCAAGCGCCUCUCCCAGUACAUCGACGGCGACCUGGUCCUCGACGACAGCCACUGGAACGACUUCCCCUACAUCUGCGGCUUCGAGUCCCAGAUCACCGGCCGCCUGUCGCCCUUCUGCGACACGUUCACCCAGGAGGAGCUCGAGCAGUACGAGUACCACCAGGACCUCCGCUACUACUACGGCGUCGGCCCCGCCGCCGAUGUCGCCUCCAAGAUGAUGACGCCCUUCCUCGACAGCCUUGUCAAGCUCCUCGCCAAGGGCCCCGGCGUCGCGGGCUCGUGCGCCGUCGGGAGGUACGCCAGGUUCGUGGCCGACGCGCUCGAGAAGAACGGCGACUUUGCCAAGCUCUGCAAUGCCACGGACCCGGCGACGCCAAAGCAGGUCAAGGGCGCCAGUUUCUUCACGGAUCUGGGGCAGGAUCACCUGCAGAUUGUGAAGCCGUAG